UUCAUGCAGAUUGGCAUGAAGACACAAGGACCCUGCUCCCAACAAAGUAAAGGAUUCAAGACACCCCGCUCCCCAGGAAGACUACACCCUUGGCCCCAGGAGGAUGGAUCCCUGCCAAGAAGGCUUCAGGCUGGGCACCUGAAGCCAGCCAGAUGCAGUCACACCUCCUCUGGCGGCAGCAGCUGGGGGCGGCCCCCGCCUCCAAAUCCCCGCCCAGUGGAGCCUCUCCAGCCAGGGCUGGGCUUCCCCGAGCCGCUCCACCCCUCGACUGGGGCCUGGGAGAGCUCGGAGGUGCGCAGCGGAGAGAGCAGCCGAGACGACGAGUGCCAGGUGGGAGCCGCUUUGGUAACAGAAAUGUCUUCGGAGUCUGCUUCUGCUCGCGAGCGGUCCUCGUCUCCAGGUGCUCUUCGACUCCCGGAAGGGCGCCGAACGAGGGAGCGUUCUCCUUCUCCAAUGCGAGGCUACCUUAUUCCUAGCCCGCUUCCGACUCGGAGGACCCGCACAUGUUCAGCGACGACGAGAGCCUCUGAAGGGCCCACCUACAAGGGGGUGUGUAAGUGCUUCUGCCGCUCCAAAGGCCACGGGUUCAUCACUCCUGUCGAUGGCAGUCCAGACAUCUUUGUGCACAUUUCUGACAUUGAAGGAGAGUAUGUCCCUGUGUCUGGGGACGAGGUCACCUACAAGGUGUGCACCAUACCGCCGAAGAACGAGAAGCUGCAAGCCGUGGAGGUGGUCAUCACGCACCUUGUUCCGGGAACGAAACACGAGACUUGGUCAGGACACGUUAUCAACUCCUAGACCACCCGUUCCACAGCCACUCUAACUGAGGAUGCUGGACUGUUGGUAUUGUUCAACAACUGAGAUUGACCUGAGCCUGACAGACGAGUUUUCUGCGUAUUGAAUGAGGUGCAAACACCAUUGUUCACAGGGGUCCAAAACUGGCCAGAUUAACCCUCUUUUCUUUUCUUUUUUACAAAAAAAUAAAAAUCCAAAGGCACAACACUUCAGGUGGCAAGGAAGAAGGAAUGUAGUUCUGGCUUUGCAAUUUUUUUUUAUGUGUGUAGAUAACCCAAAGGCUUUAGAAAGACUUCAGCAAAAUAUGAUCCAGGUUACAGGGAACUUUGAGCCUUUGAGCCUGUUGACCCAAAAAAGGGGUUUCUGUUUGAGUGGAGAUCAUGCAGGUAAAGGGCUAAUGAGAGCAUCUGUGUAAAUAAUCGCGUGGAGAACUUGUUCUCAUCACACCAGCAUAACUAGCAACAGCAUUGCACAUUUUCCUAUUGUGGUAGCGAUCUGGUGAAAAGUGUCUGGUGGAAUCUGCCUUCAUAGAAUUGCAUGUUAAUUCUUUGGGUGCCUUCUGGGUUUCUAAGCUCAAGGAAGCCCCUUCAACAAAGCAGUAGGGGGAGCAGACACAGUAGUAAAAAUGUUUCGCUUCUCCUGAUUUUGUGCCUGAAAUUUUUAUAGAAGCCACCAUGUGAGGCGUCCUUCCCUGGCUCUCCCUGUCAGGUUCCUACCUGCUCGUGGUUACUGCCUGUCACUAGGCACCACCAGGGACUCCACCAGUCCGGACUGUCCUUUAUUUUAUUGUUUCUCUCCCCACUCUAGCAUAGAUCUCAACAGAUCCCCCUGCUAGGCAACCACCAGUCACGUCCUAAUACUAGUAUUCCCAGAGACUCUGAAUACUGGUAUUGUUAUUCUCUUCACCGCUGCCACCAUUUGUUACAGUUUCUCUUCAGCCUUGGUCAUUACCUUACCCUCCCUUCUGGUCUGUGAAACUCCAGCCAAGGAUCAGGCCUUCGGUAAACCAAAUUAAGUAUUUAUUAAAGAUAACAAAGCUAACAAGAUUAACAAGAUUUCUCUUAAGGCACAUAAGCAUAUGGUUUUACUCAAUACUAAUCCGAACUCCACCUCCCUCCUGGCAAACAACUCUCUAAACCCCACCAAGCAACCCACUCUUUCUCUUCUCCCCCCUAUUCCACAAUUCACCACCUCACAUUCCCCCAGAUUUACCUGUCAUCCUUUCAUUUAUACUGUCAGCCAUUUUAAACAUUCAGCCAAUCAUCAAGCAUUCUAUUGCCCAUUCACUCCCCCUCCUCUUUCACUACUUACCAUGUAUACUCUAAACAACCAGCACUUACCAUAUAUACACUAAUAUAUAGGAACAUCACAGCCACCCCUACCGCCAUCCCAGCGAAACCCCCCCCCCACCCCAAGCUUGCCUCAACUUUUCAUAUAUAAACAUUUGAUAUAUGAGUAUAGUGUCUUGCUGUGGUUGGUUAAUAAUUUGAUUUGAUGAAAAUUCCCUUCUGCUUGCUUAAAAAAAUAAAAUAAAAAACAGCUCUUUAUUUUUAGGUCAUACUGGGCCUGGUUCAUAUGUCACACCAAACCAUGGUUUGUUUAGCAAGCUAAGAAUUAGCCAUGCAUGGUCCCACAGACAAUAAAACAAACCACUGCUUGUUUCCAUAAAGCUUGACUUGCUUUCCAGUUGGCCUUACCUGGUGCCUUUGUAAGCUGGCCAGUGUCUUGGGUUGCAUGGCUAAACAAACCUUGGUUUAGGGUGCUAGUUUCUCAUGUAACGUCAGGCAAACCAAGAUUCAUAUGCCAACAGCAGACUGUGGUUUCAGAUUGUUUGUUGACAGUAAACAAACCAUAGUUAGGACACGGCAGGGUUCAGAUGACCAAACAAACCAUGGUUUAAUAAACCAUAGUUUAAUAAACUAUAGCUUAGUGUUAUGUGCAAAGCAGACCACUGUAUAUACUGUGACCAGGUUUUUGUUCCCUGACUGGUUUAACUUUCGAAUCCUUCUGGUGGGAUUCUUCAGCUGACAAAAUGUAUUAUUACAGUUAGUGAUGUGUGUGUGUGUUUAAUACACACCUAGCUUCCUGCCUCCCAGUAGGUUUGUAGCAAAACUGCAGUUCGGUUUCAUUUCAAUGCCAUGUUUUGUUUUGUUUUGUUGAAUAGAAAAUGUUCUGAACAGUGUGUGUGUGUGUAUGUUUCCUUAAACUUCUUAACAGUUGGAAAUCUUUUGGGAAAACAAAUAAAUAAAAAGGUGGGAGUGAA
Messenger RNA from Rhineura floridana, 3058 nucleotides. It is a transcript of the gene CARHSP1, whose product is annotated as calcium regulated heat stable protein 1. The record is from RefSeq and is a predicted model, not a curated record. The transcript has 4 exons. Gene Ontology annotation, cellular component: cytoplasm. Bases 4 to 798 code for a protein of 264 amino acids. Gene Ontology annotation, molecular function: mRNA 3'-UTR binding. Gene Ontology annotation, biological process: regulation of mRNA stability. NCBI's taxonomy places the organism in Eukaryota, Metazoa, Chordata, Lepidosauria, Squamata, Rhineuridae.